Hyla sarda is the source of this 1588-nucleotide messenger RNA. RefSeq names its product HLA class II histocompatibility antigen, DM beta chain-like. The transcript has 6 exons. Gene Ontology annotation, molecular function: MHC class II protein complex binding. Gene Ontology annotation, cellular component: MHC class II protein complex; membrane. Gene Ontology annotation, biological process: positive regulation of T cell activation; immune response; antigen processing and presentation of exogenous peptide antigen via MHC class II. The record is from RefSeq and is a predicted model, not a curated record. Lineage: Eukaryota; Metazoa; Chordata; Amphibia; Anura; Hylidae. The coding region runs from base 16 to 915 and encodes 299 amino acids.
ACCUAGCAGCUUCGAAUGAGCGUCUCUCUAGCAACAAGUGAUGUCAUCUUACUCCUGAUUUCCUAUUGGCCGAGAACUUUAGGACGGACGUUCUGCUUUGUGGAUUUUAGCAUAUCGAGCUGGAAUGCAGAGAUGAGAGGGUUACUUCCAGGGCUUAUGCUGGUAUACAGCUCUAUAUAUCUCCAUGUAUCAGGUUACGUUAUGCAGGAGAUUUCAUGGUGCACAUACGGAGAUGAUGAGCGAGGAAAUGCGACAUUUUUCUAUAUUAUGUCAUUUAAUCACGUUCCUGCACUGGUCUAUGACAGCUCUGAGAAAAUGUUUUUGCCUUAUCAAUCACCCAUCUUCAAAAUGAUGGCCGUAGUGAGGAAGUAUACUACGGAAUUUAACACUAAACCGUACAUGUUAAAUUACGUGAAAUCUGAGGAGAAGAGAUGUAAAGAGAACCUAAGGACAUUCUGGAAUGGUACGGUGGAGAGAAGAGCAAAACCAUCUAUGGAGGUAUUUUCUCCAGAGGAAUUUAACGGGGAAAAUCUCCCAGUACUGAUCUGCCAUGUUUGGGGCUUUUACCCUCAAGACAUUAUUGUAACCUUGGUCAAAAAUGACAAGAUGGUGGUGAAGAAUGAAACUGAGGCUGUACGAGUCGGGGACUGGACCUACCAGGUUGUUUUAAAACUAGAUUUGCGGGAUUCCCUUCCUGGAGACAACUACACCUGCCUAGUAGAACAUCAAAGCCUCGAUGGUUCCAUGAUGAAAACUUGGAAACCUGGGUUGACCUCCAUUCAGAUCAUUAAGAUCAGCGUCUCUGUAGUGAUCUUUGCACUAGGACUGAUCACUUUGAUCGCAGGAGUUUUAUGCUGGAAAAAUGGCAAGAAAAGUGGUUACACUCCAAUUCCAGGAUACAAUGAUGCAAACUGAGGCUCUACUAGAUCCUGAUGGGAUUGAGGGAGAAAUCUGCCCAGAACACUCCGCAGUGACAAUGGUUGUAUAUGGAUCUCGCCAUGGACCAGAAACACUUCUGAGCUGUCACCAGAUGGUUUUGCAGACCUAUUGUGCACCACUUAAGGACACUUAUUGCGUUUUAAGUUUUUACUUCAUUCACUUCCAUGACAAUUGCUUGUUAGGAAAAGUUUUAUAUUGUUUUUUUAUUUUUAUUUUUUGCAUUCAUUUCACUAAAAUCAUCAAGGAAAACUCACAAGGAUCUGCAAUGUCUCUUCAUCGUACUUGUAGGUUACGCCUGGUGCGGUAUUACAGAAGUACAAAUACCGUCUGUCAAUCUAACCGUGAAGGAGAUACAUGUUGGAAAUUUAAAGGGGUACUCCGCUGCUCAGCGUUUGGAGCUUGUGAUGUCAUAGCCCCGCCCCCUCAUGAUGUCACGCCCCGCUCCCUCAAUGCAAGUCUAUGGGAGGGGGCGUCAAGCCCCCUCCCAUAGACUUGCAUUGAGGGGGCGGGACUAUGACGUCACAAGCUCCCGGCUCCAGCGUUCGGAACAGUUUGUUCCAAACGCUGAGCAGCGGAGUACCCCUUUUAAAGGGGUACUCCGGUAGAAAACUUUUUUUUUUACAUCAACUGGUGCCAGAAAGAGAAACAG